CAUAUACGUAAGGCCUUUCCAUUUCGUGCAACAAGUAUACGCUAUGCUAAGUUUAAAAUCGCUCGCUUUGGCGCUGACGUCACCGAAAAUGUCACUCGUCUGCGCGCAACGCCUCACUUCCACCGAUGCACCUGAGUUAGUACUGGGCUGCCGUCCACCGCCUCCUAAGAAAUCAGAUAAACAUCCAGCGCGCGAACAUUGCAAAUUCAUUGAGCCGCGCUGCGCUGAAGAGAAAAUGCAGCAUGUCACAUGUAAAAAGCGGGAGUUCCCACCACACUUCAACUUCGAUGAAUGCUGUCCGCCCUGCAGGGAUGUUUUACCGCGUUUCGACGAUCUCUACUAUCAGCCGUCGGACAAGGAAAAACGUAAAUACCAGCAAACCUGGUCCGAGUGCCCGCGCCUGUUUAUUGUACCACGGAAAAUCUGCUGCUACGAACAUUUCGAUGUGCCGAAAAUGGAGAAACGAGAGUUCAAACGCGAUGAAGAUCAGUUCAAUAAUUACCACGUCAAAACGUGUAGGAAUAAUUCACAAUCACGUUGCGCCAAAAUUAUAUGGCCCGGUUGCCGCAUGGGCAGAUGGCCUCCCAAAUGUUUUGUCAUUAAACACAGCAGCGGCUGCUUGAAGAUAUGCACACCCUACCCGAGCUAUUCGGAGUGCAAACGUCCGAAACCGAAGUCCUUGCCACCGGUCGAAUGCGCUUGCCUAAAGGCUGGACCGUGCAUCCACAAUUGAUUGUCUCAAAGGUGGACGCACUGUCCUUUAUUGAUUUGUAUAGUGGACAGUAAUUGAUAUUGAAGCUUCUUUGUGAGGGAAGCGUCACUAAGCAAUGGACUUGAACAUUCAAGCAACUAAGUGCAAUCAGUCUUGUAUCUUCUUCAAUGGAAAGAAAUCAGCAUUGAAGCUGUGCGGGACUGAAAGCCUUGUUUUGCUUUCGAAUGUGGUUCAAAAGUGGGUCUCUUUUCAGUGAUUUCGGCUACUAAAAGCUGUGAUAUUGUAAAAAUUGGACUUGAUGAUUAAAUAA
This is a messenger RNA of Bactrocera neohumeralis, 1022 nucleotides long. RefSeq lists its product as uncharacterized. NCBI's taxonomy places the organism in Eukaryota, Metazoa, Arthropoda, Insecta, Diptera, Tephritidae. Bases 44 to 733 code for a protein of 229 amino acids. The record is from RefSeq and is a predicted model, not a curated record. The transcript has a single exon.